GACUCUUUAUAUGCAAAUGCAAAUACAAGUCAGGACAAAAUUGUAGAACACACACGAGAACUAGAGCAGAUUAAAUUAACACUGUGUCUGUCUGCUCUAGAAGACUUUUUUAGAGCCAUUAGAAGAGAAAACCUUGCCUUUUUUUUUCACAUUAGAACAAAAACCACAAAUGCUUCUUAGAGAAACCAUUCGCAAGACCAGGGUUUUAUUUCACAAGACCCUCCGAAGCUUCAAGUCUGUCAUCUUUGGAGGGUACCAAAAACUUCCCAGAUCUCUCUCCUUCAAUCCUUUCGUCGGUCGAAGUGGAAAUGCAAGAACUUACACAAGCGAGCAAUUCUACAAUGAGUUUUAUGACAUGCUGCAGUCUGAUCUGAACAGAAUAAAGAGGAGUGAUAGCAAUAGCAUGAGCAGGUCGAGAGAGCAUGCAAUUGGAGAUGCUGUGAACACUGAAAUUCUUAGGAAGCAAAGUUCACAAAAAAGCAUUGCUGAAGAGGGAGUAGUAGUGGAAGAGAAGAAAAACAAAGGGAGCUGUGAAAUGGGAAAGAAGGAAUGCUUGAAUAAUUCAAAAAGCAUGAAUGAGGGAGUUCAUGAUUUGGCGGAAAAGAUGAAGGAAUUGGAGAUGAUGGAUACGGGUGAUGUUGAGCACGAGCUAGACAUUGAAGAGGCACUCCACUACUAUUCACGUCUUAAAAGUCCUGUUUAUUUAGACAUCGUGGACAAGUUCUUCAUGGACAUGCACUCUGAAUUCUCUGUUCAAGAGUCCUCUAUCAGUGUCAAACGCUCUAAGUCAAAGGGAAGGCCUGACUCAAUCAGGUUGUAGAUAAGAUCAUUUUAAUGCAAACAAUGUUCUAGUUCUACUGUUUUCUCUUACUAUUUUGUGUCUUUGAUUUUUACUUCUCUUCUCCCAGUGUGGUGCUGAGCGAUUUUUAGUUUGUUUGGUGUGAAUUACUGCUAUUUAUACUUUUUUUUUUUAGUUUCUGGUCAUUUUCAAUGUUGAAUUAAAUCUAUAUUGUACACUAUAAAAAUGAAUUACUUGAUAAUAAUCUUUAGCCCUGUUUGUCAA
Glycine soja is the source of this 1063-nucleotide messenger RNA. RefSeq lists its product as uncharacterized. The coding region runs from base 170 to 820 and encodes 216 amino acids. The record is from RefSeq and is a predicted model, not a curated record. Lineage: Eukaryota; Viridiplantae; Streptophyta; Magnoliopsida; Fabales; Fabaceae. The transcript has a single exon.